Messenger RNA from Papilio polytes (common Mormon), 1904 nucleotides. RefSeq lists its product as uncharacterized. The record is from RefSeq and is a predicted model, not a curated record. Bases 1 to 1293 code for a protein of 430 amino acids. NCBI's taxonomy places the organism in Eukaryota, Metazoa, Arthropoda, Insecta, Lepidoptera, Papilionidae. The transcript has 2 exons.
AUGUCGCGAGAACUAUUGAGUGCACACAGCUUAUUCACUGAGAAACAGAUGCACCAGAUUGUAAGUAAAUCUCUUGGUUUACGGUGCGCUGAUGGCUGGCAAGUGAUAGCCUGUGACCGGCGGCCGGCGAGCGCCGGUCUGGUGGGCUUCCUGGGCGACCACGCGCGUGUUACACUGCACGUCAAGUGCAAUGGCCUCGUCAAGAAGAUACGACUUUUCGUGAAGACCAUGCCCGCCGCCAACCCUCCCAAAGCACAGCUUAUCGACAGAAACUUUUACUUUAAGAGGGAGGCGAUGGCUUUGCGGCUGGCGGAGGAAAUGCGCGGAGCGGACGGUCCGAAUCCGUGGACAGUGCGGGCGUAUCUGUGUAACGACCGUAUGAUAGUGAUGCCGGACUUGGCGACGCAGGGCUACCGCACUCUACCGUACAACGAGACGCUUUCGCUCCCGCACGCGUUGAUCGCCGCCGCCGCCCUCGCGCGCUUUCACGCCGCCUUUGCCAAUUACAUUGCUGCGAGGACCGCCCGCGACGAAAUCCCAUAUAACUUCUUGCAGGAGCACGGGGACAUCAUGACCGAACCCACUUUCUGCGAUUCGCCCUGGAUGAGAGCGGCCGCAAAACUCAGUUACAACCUGCUAAAAACACAUUCUAACAAAUUUGAGCAGUACCCACAAAAUCUGGAGGCUCUCCUUACACAGCGGUACCUGGAGGCGUGCGCCACGCUCUCCGAGCACGAGAACACGCUAAACGUAAUACUGCAUAAGGACAUGUGGAUCAACAACAUUAUGUUCAAGUACGACGGCAACGUGCCGACGAACGCUCUACUGAUAGACUUCCAAUGCCUGCGCUACGGCCCGCCCGCUUUCGAUCUCAUGGUAUUUCUGUACUUGACGACGGAGCGCGAGUUUAGGGAGCAGCACGAAGAGGAAAUCAUUCAUCACUACUUCACCAUCUUCUCUGCGACUUUGGAGGAAAAGACGAAGGUCGGUUUGAAAGAUAUGAAGUACAACAUGGAGGAGUUGGUGCAGUGGUGCGAGAGGAGCCGGAUGUUCGGCAUGUUCGAGGCGCUCGGCAUAUUCCCGUUCGUGCUGAUGGAGCCGCUGGCCGCGCAGCAGACGUUCGACGAUGCUGACACGUUUGUGCGCUACUGCGAGGAGGACCGCAGCGCGCCGGUGCUGGCGCACUGCCGCCGCGACCCUGACUACCUGCGCCGGCAGCUGCACGUCACCGAGGAGUUCAUCGAGCGCUACAUUAUGCAGCAUUCCACAUCAUCGCACACUGUUACAACGUAACGUUUUAUAAGAUUAAGAAACGAAAGGCAUAAGCCAUUUUUUUUAACUAAGUAACUUAAUGUGGUAUAGCAUUGUGUACGAAUGCUUUAAAAAAGAAAUAUUAUAAAAGAUUGAAUACUUUGUUCUUUUUUUUUUAAUGUUGUUUUCAUUGCAUAUUGACUUUUUCACUUUCACUUCACUUUAUUUAGGGGCUCGUUGGACUCAUCCGCCAAUGAUCCAUGUGUGCAAAAAAAAAUGUCGAAGUAAUUGCACAAGGUUUGUGAAUGUCGAGCGACUUCGGAGUCUGUUUAAGGCAGAGCAGCUCUCCAUACCUGGACACACCAUAUGGUCGGCUCACUCAUUGCCUCAUUUACUUUGUGAUGUACUCUUACUGACUUAAUGACCCUUCAAUCGUUUUUUUUUUUACUUAUUUAUGACAUGUGACUGGAUUACUUACUAUGUCGAUAUCAAUGAUAAAAAAUGUUCAAUAUUUCUGCUUAGCAAAGACUAUUUUGUGUGUUCUUCUAAAAUGACCUUCCAGAUUCAAAGUCUGUGUAAUCCUGUAACAUACCAAGGUACGAGGUAAAUUGGACUGCAUAAUGCAGCAAUUCGCAUCAUAACCACUAACAACA